Molecule: messenger RNA, 3370 nt
Organism: Saccostrea echinata
Lineage: Eukaryota; Metazoa; Mollusca; Bivalvia; Ostreida; Ostreidae
Exons: 16
Coding region: 19-3168 (1049 amino acids)
Source: RefSeq, a predicted model, not a curated record
UAAGUCCGAAAUAUAAGAAUGGCUUUACCAGAACCUUUAUUACUUGACGAAGAGCUCGAAAAUCAAUGUAACGAAAUAAGAGCUAUUGCAUCAAAGAAUUGGCUGAGCUCUGCCCACAGCUCCUUACAGCAUUUGGACCAGAUAAAGACAUCUGUCUACAAUGUUGGAAUCCAUGAUCCUAAAGACCUUAAAGCCACCAACCUGUCUCAUAGAGGACAAAGAAGUCAGAGUUAUACAGAUCUAGCUAAUACCCCAAAUGGCCCACCUGUUUCACUACAGAAAAAUGCCAUUGCUUGGGGAAGUAAUGGAUCAAUUCCUGACCUCCUGGCUCAGCAUAGUGCCCGGUCUCAAAUGUCUGAGAAGCCUUCAGUCCGACAUACUCGUCCUUCAAGCAGUAAAAAAUCUCGACCUCAGAGUGCAAAAGAGUUACACAAUGCAAAGGGAUCACAACUCCCACCAAGAGGACCCAGUAUUGGAGUGAAAGGUGCCCGAGUAGAUCCAGCAGGGAGACCCCCAAAGACUGUACAUUACACAUCAACUGGAUGGGUGGGACCCCCAGCAGGCCUCAAGUUUGCUGAUGAUUUACCAACAGACAUUUCAUGUGGCAGGAUAUCCCUUGGGGGGUCACCCCCACCAGCUCCAGCAGGGUCACCCAUUCCUCCAGACGUUGAUGAUUAUCACAUUGAAGAGAAUGAGGUCAUAAAUACAGAACCUCCAAAACUAGCCUCCCCAGAGCCCAUUCACUUCUCACUCCCCAGGAUGGAGGAGGAUUAUGAAGAAGAUAGUGACCUUGACACUGAAAGGCUUUUAGCCAAGGCAGAAGAACAUGCACCAACACCUGUGGUUACAGAAAACUUACCUGGAUUUACUUACACACACAAUACAAGUAAUAAACCAAAUGCUGGUCAUUUGGAGGUCAAUGGGCAAGAUGAUGUUGCAUUACCCUCUAGAAUUCUAAAAGAGGAAGUAGAUAACAAUUCAUUGUCCAAUGAUGUCAAUACCGUAUCAGAUGAUUCUGAUGAUUUGUUUGAGGAAGAUGACGACAGCUUAGAAGAUGAUUGGGAUGAAGAGUUGGCAGAACUGGACCAAAAAGAUUCAUCUUUCAAUGAAAAGAAUGAAAAGACCUCUGUCAAAUUCCGGGAGGAUAAAAAUGUUACUAUAGAUAUCACCCCAAGAAACCUAGGCUACAAAGUGGCUGACAUGGAAACGCAUUCCAGGAAAAAGCGUAUUUCUCCACAGAUGAAAGGAGAAUUGGAGUCUGUAUUAUCCAUCCUCAGCACAGGUCUACCAAAGAAUGGCAUCUCUUUAACAGAAGUAAACCAAGAUACCAAGCACAGUGUUGAACGCAAAUAUAGUCAGCAGAGCUGUGAAAUCUCAAAGAAACCAAAACCUCUCAAUUCUGCAUUGAAGCAGAGACCUGUAUAUGACACAAAGUGUGAAAAAAGACUGACUCAUGAGAGACCAAGGUCUGCUAACAAGCCCUCCACCCCUGUUACAACAGUCACUGUGGCAUAUAGUGACAUGGAGGAAAUCAAGAAAAGCUCCAAAUCAAAGGGCAGCAAGAAACAUUCAGAGAAAGAAGUCAUCACCAUGGUAGAGAGAGUUCUGUCUGACAGUGAAGAGGAAAGUGUUCCAGAGGCUGAUAAGGAGGACAUAACUCCUGACAAACUGGAGUCAUGGAUGCCAACCAAGUGUGUAUCUGAACCCCCUAAGAACUAUUACGAAUUAUCUCGGAGAUCCACAUCUGUGCAAAGUCAUUUCCGAGAACUCUCUCCCAAAACAUCAAACCAUAUGUACAAGACAACAAAAACAAUCGAGUUUGAUGAAUACAAGCCAAAGGAAACAACUAUAAAGAAUGUGAUAGAUGCAAGUGCUCUGUUGAAGAGUCGAGACAGGGAGAGGUUUGUGGGACUGGAUGAGGAAAACAGGGUCAAGGCCAGGCCAUCCAGUGAGCGACCUCAUCAUGUAGCUCCUAAAGAGAGGCUGACAAACAGACCAAGCAGUGAAAUGUCUCAAAAGAUCAAAUCUAGUCAAAAUCCAGAACUGCCUGUUGGUAAAUUGGGUGCUGUUGCAACACAUCUUGAUAAAGUAAAGUCUGUUGAAAAGAAGAUGCUUAGAAGACCUCUCUCUGCAACACAUAGUCAACGAAAGUCUGAAGUGUCACUGCAAAAGGAAGAGUGUAUUGACACAUUAAAAGGAACAGUGAAUGAAAAAGUAAAUUUGUCACAUGGACCAAAACCUGAACUGAGUGAAAGGGAGAGAGAGAUAGAAAAUCUUAUCAAUAAACAUCUACGCAGAAAUGAUGCAGCAACCCCUGGAUGUAAACCAGAAGACAGAAUGCUUCCAGAACCUGAUGCUUCAGACAAGAAGAUGACAGAGAACCUCAAAAGCAGCAAGAUGGAUGAAGCCAAAGAAACAGAAGCCAUAUCACAUGACCAGGAAGAAGGUGCGGAAGUGAAAGAGAGGCCACCUUCAGGAAGCAAGGCUAAGACUGCAUCCAGGAAGACAAAGAAGAAUUAUGAAGAUAUUGAAACAUUAGUCAGUGGGACAUACAAACCUACACUCAAAUCUGAGAGUUUAAAGGAAAACAAAGUCAACAAAAUUGUACUGAAAAUGGCAGAAACUAGGGUCAAUGCCAAGCUAACAGACAACACGAAGCACUACGCGUCUUACUCCCGGAGUCGUGUGAGAUCUGCCCCGCUCCGUAGGGUCGCAUCAGAACCAAAAGUCAGAUACACCAAACCAUUCUUCAUCAAUUCCAAAAAUCCAGAUGAUGAUGUCUUCACCGAGAAUGAGCUGGAGGCUUACCAGCUCCAUCAGAGAUUGGCUGCUGCAGAUGUAUUCAUCAGACCAGAAACCUUAGAAAGGGCACUUUAUCCUCCAUCUGGGAAAACUUUGUACUAUGAUGUUGAAAACAAAUUACCUCGAUCAACUUCAGCAAGUUUGUUAAGUCACCCCAAAGUCUGGCUUCCUGUUGAGUAUAAGCAGUUCAAGUUGGCAGAGAAAAACUUAGAUAGAGCCAAUGAAAUAAUCCGCAGAAGGGAACUUGCUGAAGAAAGGAAAGCUCGUCUGGCAGAACUUGGAUCAGCUGCAAAGAAAAAGAAGGGAAAGAAAAAAGGUGGAAAGAAAAAGGGUGCAGGAUCAGGAAAGAACAAGUCCAUUUGCUGAGCAUACCUCCCAUUUGUGCCAAAGGCAGCAGUACUGAUAUAGAUGUUGUCCACAACUAAGUUCAUGUAUCAAGGCUUUGCUGCAUCAAAGACAGGAACUUCAUAGUCAACCAUUCCUUUGUUUUAGAUAUAUGGUAUCAGCAGAAUUAAGGUGUAUUUUGGUAUAUUUCUGUGUAUGGUAUUAAGGUUUAUCAAUUUACAAA